GCCAGGGGUCGAUGGGCGGUGUUGUAAUCUGACGUUACUAUGGUAGAUACUCACUGGAUACUCAAUCACCUUCAAAUGGCUCAAUCAACAGCGUUACGGGAACACGAAUACGAGGCAGUACUCAUCUCAACAUCCUUCAUCUACCAACAAAUCUCAUCCCACACCAAGCUGUAUGAAGCAAACUACCAAUUUAUUGCAUGCAAUCCGACCACCAUCGGUGUAAUAGAAUUUUACCGCUCACUCCCUCCUCUCAUUCUGGCCCUUGAUCUCCUAGCAGUAAUACACCUAGCUAUAGCUACCUGGGACCAUAGCUGAAAACCCCUUCCAAGUUCAAGUUCAAUCUCAACCUACUCACUUUUAGAAAUGUCUACCGGAACCAGAAUCAUUCAGUACACCUCUUUUACUGCAUCGGAUGCCUUUAUCAACAACCGUUCCCACUUCACCGAGGGUCUCGAAAAACUCAAAACUGUAGAUGGACACCUUGGUUCGUUCUGGGGCUUGCAGGCUGCUGAAGAAGGUGCUAAGACGGGAUAUCUUGUCACCGUAUGGGAAUCUGUUGAGCACCACAAGAAAUUCACCGCUAGCGAUGCAUUCGGUGUUGCUAUAUCGAGUCUAAAGGCCGCUGCAGCUGGCGAGCUCACUCGAUUCCAAUUCACUGGGGUUAGAGGAUCGCCUAUUCCUGGACUCCAGACCGCUGUUACCGAAUUUGUGAUUGUAAGGCCUAACCCUGGUGCAUCAGGCGAUGCUGUCACGGCGGCUGCAAAUAAGACUGGUGAUAGCUUCAACGAAAAUGGGUACCCCGCCGCUCUUGGGAAGAGUGUCCAGGGCGAUGGUGUAUACAUCGUUGUGAUUGGCUGGCCUUCGGUUGCGGAGAGUCGGGCGACUGUCAAGAAAGAGCCUUUCGCGUCAGGCAUUGGUGCACUCUCGGCCCUUGCUACUCUUGAAAUAAGCCACGCCGUCCUCGAUAAGCACACUUGAGUUAUUCUAUCGAAUGUAUCAAAGGAGAAUCUCAACUUCAAAUCUAAAUAAAGUGAACAUAAUGUACUUUUAUAACCUGUACGAUUGAAUAUGAACAGAGUGUAUACUUCCUUUAUCACUGAUUGCCUCGGUCUUGAGAAAGGCGGCAGUGAAAAGCGGGGACAUCGAUCCUAGAAUGGCAGUAGCGUUCAACGUUCAACACAGUUACUACAAGGACAUGCC
Molecule: messenger RNA, 1200 nt
Organism: Lentinula edodes (shiitake mushroom)
Lineage: Eukaryota; Fungi; Basidiomycota; Agaricomycetes; Agaricales; Omphalotaceae
Exons: 7
Coding region: 364-978 (204 amino acids)
Source: RefSeq, a predicted model, not a curated record